AUGUCCAACAGCGCGUCCAAUUUGGAUGCGCUUGACCAAUCCGACGCUUUUCAUUCAGCGUCAGACAGCUCAGAGAAGUCUUCAAACUCUUCCUAUGACCGUUCCAGAAGCCGAGGGAGGCCCAGGAAACGUAAGACCAUAGAAAACUUGACAUCUACGCAACCUUGGUUAAAGCGUCUGAAGUCUUCAUACAAUGAUGAGUACCGUGGACUGUUCAAUAGCGCAAUUAUGGAGAUUGCGUCGAACAAAUCUUCAGAGCCAGAUACUCUAUUACAGGAGAGCCACGUAGGAGUCACCGUAUGGUCUACGGAAGAGAAGGGAGCGUUCUUCCGUGCCCUUACCAGGAGAGGUCGAGAAGACAUCCGAGGCAUUGCCACUGAAAUAGGCUCAAAGAGCGAGUCUGAAGUCUACGUAUAUUCAGAUAUGCUAUACAAAGCUGCGCUAGACCAGCAGAAUUACGAGACUCGCAAGAAUAUACUGGAUACUUCAAACAUUGAAGCUGCGCUUGAAGUGCGUGGGGAUUGUUGUGCGGCUCUUGAUCUCACAGCAGAAGCUCUAUCUGCCCUUCAGCAAGAUGAGGAAGAAAGGGCUGAGAAAAGGAGGCAUAAAGAUUUGGCCCUCUUAACCCCAGGAAUCGCCAGGUGGGUAGAACGUGGUAUAGUAUUACGUGAGGGAGGCAAGGAAGAGGUAUCACAGCAAAUUCCCGCGGCAAGACUGUUGAACCUCACGAACUUCCUUGCACUUUCAAAGCGCUUCUUUAUGAAUUCGGUCAUCGCGGAAGAUAAUUGGCGUUCUUAUACGGGAAGAAAAAUCAAAUCACCUUCAAUCAUGUAUACAGCAUUUUCCGACUUCCACGCAGUAUCAAUUUCUAUCACACAACGACUUGUACAGUCGAGUCUAUUCUUCGCGAUGUCACGGCUAAGAGCUAUGUCCGCAUCAGGACACUACACGCCUCGAUCACACGUCAGACGACGAGACGUUCUGGCGGCGCUCAAUGUGUUGGGCAUGAGGACUGACGCGAAAGCCUUCUGGGCCAGGGCGGCUCGAAAAUGCAAGCUACGAGUCUAUGACAAAGUCAGGCACCGGCAGGUCUUCGGCAAGAGAUACAGCUACGCGGAGAUUGAAAGAAUUCUAUCUCCCAGUAUGAUCAGCGACCCAGACAGUCCAGAAAUAAAGGCCAAUGACGCGAUUAUUCCAACGUUUCGAAAAAGCCGAAUUCUGACAGAGCAUUCAGCAAGCGCAUCGGAGGGUUCGAUGUCGACUGACGCUGCCGGGGCGGACGCUCUGUCAGAUCAUGAAGACCUCUCGGCGACGCCUUUAGACCCCACAAACAAGCAAGACUACAAGCAAGAGGCCCAUGAUCAAUUACAGGACGCCUACGCGGAAGCACUUGACCAGCAGGCCAGUCGUAAUGAAGAACGCCGCUUGUGGGAGAUGCUUGGCGAAGAUCCGGCAGAAAAGAUGGAGCCUGUAGAUGUGAAGCUGCCCAAAGCCUCUCUUCCAAACCGGAAAGACAAGGAGGAAAUGUUUGACUGGAGAGAUUGGGUAGACUACGCUGGGGAUUGGGAGACGCAUGAGGUUCCAGUAUUCGGAAGCAGAUUUGCCAAUAAUCAAAAUUUCAAAAGGGACGGGGAUUCUGGCGCAGGAUUUACCAGCUCCGAAUCCAGCCCGGAGAGUCUGAUCAACGACGAGUCUACCAGAGAACAGCACGACUCGAACUCUGACUCAGAUGCUGACGGCGAUGGUGCGAUCAACGAUGAUGGCCCCAAUGCAUCAUCCGCCGACGACGAUGAGCAUUGGGCAGGCAGUAAUGGUGGUGACCCAGACAGAGACAUGUGGCAUUCAAGUCUUGACGAUGAUACUCCAGCUACCAAAAGACGAAGAGGUGGACUGCGGCCAGGCGACGAUAACACGCGUCCCAAAAGUCUCACACGCCCGCUAGAUGCUACUAACAACAACAUGGAGAGUAGUGAUGACAAUCUUUCCAACGAAUGA
Messenger RNA from Letharia columbiana, 1995 nucleotides. RefSeq lists its product as uncharacterized. The transcript has a single exon. NCBI's taxonomy places the organism in Eukaryota, Fungi, Ascomycota, Lecanoromycetes, Lecanorales, Parmeliaceae. Gene Ontology annotation, molecular function: RNA polymerase I general transcription initiation factor activity; rDNA binding. The record is from RefSeq and is a predicted model, not a curated record. Gene Ontology annotation, cellular component: RNA polymerase I upstream activating factor complex. Bases 1 to 1995 code for a protein of 664 amino acids. Gene Ontology annotation, biological process: transcription initiation at RNA polymerase I promoter; nucleolar large rRNA transcription by RNA polymerase I.